CGGUUGGACUUCAUUGUGUUUGGUUCGAUCGGAAAAUGUGCUAAAUAAAAAAAACCGCAUGAGCGAUUCGAAAUUAUGAUCUGUUUCAUUUAAUGUAAAAAACAAAUAGUUUAACCGAAAAUGCUGAUACAAGUGUUCAUAGUCAUUGGAUUUGUGUGCCUUUCGCAAGGGAAAGAAUGCAAGGACACAUCCAAACCUCAUCAGACAAGAUGCGAUAUGUAUUACAAGUGUGUGGUGCUUCCAACAUCGAAGAACAUUGCUUGGGUUCCAACGAAUUGUAAACGAGGAUUGGUUUACGAUGGCAAUUUGAAAAUGUGUGUGAUGCCAGAUACAAACUGGGAGUGUAAUCUGGGCGACGAGGAUAGGCCGUUGAAAGCUGAUGACAAUAACGUGUACGGGAUAAAUAAUCUCGAUUAUUUGAAUAAGGAAAUUCAAAGUUAUCGUCCCAAGUACGACGAAAAUGGUGAAAAAAUUUUAUCGGACAUCGACAAUUACGACAGUGAUACUAGUGACGGUGAAGAGAAAAUUGUGGUUGUGAGUAGUGAGGACAUUGAUGAGAGUAAUAUCGAAAUAAUUGACGAUUACAAUUUAUCGAAUGAAACCGAAACGAAUGAAAGUGAUGAAGUGGAUUACAGUGGUGACGGAAGUGAUGAUAAUAUUGUUGAGAAAAAAGAAACUUACAUUGCCAUACCGGUCAGUUCCGAUCCGAAUAAAUCAGUAGCUAGUCAUUUACAAAGAUUAUCCCAAUUGAUUCAAAGUCUCCGCGAUUCACAGACGAAUAAGUCGCAAAGCUACGAUCUUGGACCAAACGAACUAAAUAAUUUCCUGGCUCAUCAUAACAUCAAGGUGGAAUAUAACAGUCAACUGGAAGCACAAAAGAAGAAGCAAGCUGUUCCCUUGAAUGAAAAGAAGCAACCGAUUCCGAUGGAUGGGCGGAUUCACCCGGAUCAUUUAAAUGAAAUUUUACAAUUGCAACAGAAGCUGCAGACGUUGAAUGCCAUACAGAAUGGCGACUAUUCAACGACGACCGAACGACCGAUAGAGUACGGGAAAUAUCCGGUCAAAUCAACGAUCCAAAUCAAGAGUCCAAAUCCUGUAAAAAACGUGCGAAUUACCGAUCCCGGUUAUUCCACCUCACAAAUUGUCGUUAACCGUCCCGAAGGCUCUGUGCUCUUCAGUCUACCCAGUAACGGUCAGCCACCUACGCAAUCCCAAUAUCAAUUACAACCAUCAUACAAUCCGAAUCCUUCUCCACCCGUGCAGCAACAGUCUGAGCCAUAUGUGUCACAGGACACACUGAAAACCGUUUUAGAAUUAUCGAAACAAUUAAUUUCCUCAUCAAAUCAUCAGCAAGCCAUUCAAAACUACAUCCCCGAACAAAACUACCUACAGCCGAUAUUCCGACCCAUCUACUACAACAUUCCCAUUCACGAUCUACCCGUUCCGAUUAUCAAUAAUUACGAGAAAAAGGAACCGAAACAUGAAGAUACCAAAGAUGCGGAACCGAAUUAUGUCAAAAUAACGUCCGUCAGUGGAUUCAUCGACACGACACCAAAAUAUCAGACGGAAAAUGACGGCGACAAGCCGUCCGAUGAGCAUUCAACGAUUAUCCAUAAUCACAUACCGAUUACAAUCGAAAAUCCGUUCCAACAGUCGAACAAAAAAUCAUCGAAAGUCAGUGGUCCAACGGUAGCUCCAGUAACAAUUACAACGUCAUCCGGUAUCAGUUCACAGUACGACGAUUAUAAACCUCAAACUUUUGCAGAUGUGUAUAGCAGUCGUCCUUACCGACCAUAUCCCGAAUUUAAUGAGGGCUCUUAUGCUACAUACCUAACCGAACCACAUCUGCCGAACACAAAUCCGACUUAUUCGAAUGCCGCGCAAUAUCCUCAACUAAAUCAGCAAAAUUCUGGAGCAUAUUAUCUUCAACAAGGUCAAGCAUAUCAACAACACCCGUUCUAUCAAGAUCAACAAUAUCCCGCCAAUAGUUUUCCACAAUCGUUCUAUGCACAGCAAACCCACCUGAACGACAAUAAUGUAAAUCAAUUUGUUAAUUUCAAUGCACCACAGUAUCCAACAUUACGGCCGGCAUCAUUACCAUCAACUUACCAGAAUCAAGUUCAAUCCGUAACACAGAAAACUGAACCAAUUAACACGUACCAGGCAUUUGAUGAAAAUGAGAACGAUUCGGAUCAGCAAGAGCCGAACGAUGAUGAACUACCUACAAUGAUGGGUAGUGAUGACGACAAUGUUGAGUACGACGGCAAUGGAAACGAAGAGUAUGAGACAAAUGAAGAGGAUAACAUUGCGGCCGACAUCAAUAAGUCGAACGUGAUGAGUCUAUUAGCAGAUUUACAAAAUAAAAAAAUUCCGACCAUUCAGAAUAAACAGUUACCCGAACGUGCUCCAAUUAAUCCAUUGCUAACUGGUGCUAACGAUGACUCAAAGCGAAAAGUAGUUCAUUUCGGUGAUAAUUUUAUGACCAUCGAAGAAUAUGAAAAAUUGGUGCAACCAUUAAUUGAUCGGAAUGCAUUCAGUGGUGGUGACGUUGACGUAAUACCUUGUGUAACUGGUGCCCGGCAACCGUUGGCCAAGGAUUGCACCAAAUAUAUGGUCUGCAACGGUGCUACCAGUAAAGUAUUAACCUACACAUGUCCACCGUACACGGCGUUCAAUCAACAAACACGCUUUUGCGAUGCAAAAACGUUCAAAGUGUGCAAGAAGGAUGAGUUGAGUGCCGAUUCACCCAGUGCCUUGGAUACGAUAACCGAAAACAAGCGGCUACAGUUGCAACUUGAUAAGGAAUUGGAAAUGGCGCAGAAGGAACGAGAUCAAGCUCUUAAGACACAGCAAUUAACCGCAUUGAUCAAACAACAAACACAAAAUAUCCUAAACUCCCGACCAACUAGCGUAAAACGACCGAUGAGAAACCGCCGAAGAAAAAUCAAAACUACAACUGCAGCACCGCAACCAUAUUAUCGUACGAGACCGACGAAAAAGCGGAAGAACAAACCGAUCAUCCGACGAAUACCGUGUAAAGAACCAUCGAAAGUGGCGGAUUCUUUGUCGAUAUACAAUUAUUUUACAUGCUACAAAGGGAAGGAUGGUGUGCUAGCCGCAAGGAAAAUGACAUGUCCUUCCGGAUUGAUUUUCUGCGAAAGAAUUCGUCUGUGCACCUCAGCAGCAAGGUGUGGUGGUUGAAUUGUGUUCGUAAUUUCUAUUUGAAUUUGAUUAUAGUCUGAUUCGGAAAGGAGAGGCUUUGUUAUAUUAAAGAUUGA
Bradysia coprophila is the source of this 3278-nucleotide messenger RNA. RefSeq lists its product as uncharacterized. Gene Ontology annotation, cellular component: extracellular region. Lineage: Eukaryota; Metazoa; Arthropoda; Insecta; Diptera; Sciaridae. Gene Ontology annotation, molecular function: chitin binding. The record is from RefSeq and is a predicted model, not a curated record.